This is a messenger RNA of Nelumbo nucifera (sacred lotus), 1041 nucleotides long. Its product is annotated as recQ-mediated instability-like protein. The record is from RefSeq and is a predicted model, not a curated record. Gene Ontology annotation, cellular component: nuclear speck; cytosol. Gene Ontology annotation, biological process: DNA repair; maintenance of rDNA; negative regulation of double-strand break repair via homologous recombination. Lineage: Eukaryota; Viridiplantae; Streptophyta; Magnoliopsida; Proteales; Nelumbonaceae.
CCACCCAGGAACCAACAACUUUUUCUUUUUUCUACCUUGASAAAAAAUCAAUGUAGCUUUAAUAAUUCGAAGUUUCGAACCCAAAUAUAAACGAACCGACUUAGAUCUACCUAAAUCCGAUCCGAUCCGAUCCGUUAUGCCCUUGAGCUGGACCAGCAGGUUCGUUUUCUCUCUGUAACCCCCCACCCCACCACACACACAAGCACGUUUACAGAGAAACGGGGAGAUGGAUUACAGUCUAGCGGCACUGAAGCUAUUGUGUGGGCAGCUGAAGGACGCUCAACCGACCUCAUCGCCGUCUGCCAUGACCAUCGGCGGCAUACUCUUCCAACGAGCUUGGUUGCAGGGUGUUUUGGUCUCAGGCUCCGAGGAGGGGCGUUUUGUUCUAGAUGAUGGGAGUGGCAUUAUCGAGCUUUCUCUCAGCAACGAUUUUCGUCCCCCAGAAUGGAAGACAGGAAUGUACAUUAUGGUUGUUGGGUUUGUUGUUCUUCGUGCGGGUGAGCUGCCCAUGAUGAAGGUGCACAAGAUUGUUGAUCUGUCGCCUUUCCCCAAUCGAGAAGCAAUGUGGCAUCUAGAAGUCAUUGAGGCAUACAAGAUGUUUUACGAAUCUUCAUUUGAUGAAUGACAGCAUCUUCUUUGUACGGGUCUACUUCAGCACUGGCAAGGUUGUUGAGCUUGAGUCCAUGCAAAUUUCAUCUGAAUCACAAUGGCCAAUCCAAUCAAAGAGAUCUUCAACUGUCAAAUGGCCAUCCUAAUCGCAUUCUUUUGUGUCACAGGAAUUGUGUUUUGAGUCAUGAGGAGCACUGAUGAAAGAGAAACUAAUCAGAUGACAAUAUGUAAAAAGUUUUGGUAAUACACCUGUAUCUUCUUUCACUUCCAUUUGAUUGAUAGGGGACUAUAAAACAAUAUUAUAAAAGRUGUCUGAUCUAGGAAGGGGAGUUGUUUAUCAGACCCCAAAUAGUUGGUACAAAGGAAGUCCUCUUAUCUUCAUGUAAACUUGUAUUACCUGAGAAAUGAAAAGUGAACUCAUUAAUUUUCUUA